AAGGAACUCUACAUCUGGUCAAGACUGGACCAUACCAAUAUCCUACAGCUGCAAGGUUUCGUAUUGGAAGGUGAUUACCCUGUCGUGAUUGCUGAAUGGAUGGAGAAUGGAACACUCCGUGAAUAUCUGCAGAAGCGCACAGACUGUUCCGUUGAAGAUAUGGUAAUCUUGCUUUAUUCCUCUUCUGUCCAUUGCAUCAGCCUACUCUACCAUCAGAUACUAGGAAUUGCCAAUGGCGUCGACUAUUUGCAUAGACAAAAUGUGGUGCAUUCCGACCUGAAAGCAGAUAACGUGCUUGUCAAUCAUCUCGGUGAUCCUCUUAUAUGCGAUUUUGGCAUUUCCCGGAUGUUAUCAUCUACAGUGACAUUUGCUGGUGCAACUUCUGGGGGAAUCAAAGGAUCGAUGCGAUGGAUGGCAUACGAACUUCUUGACUUCUCUAGUGACGGACAUCAUACAAAGGAAUCGGACGUUUGGGCUUUUGGGAUGACUGUUUAUGUAAGUAGACACUAA
Messenger RNA from Fomitiporia mediterranea MF3/22, 510 nucleotides. RefSeq names its product kinase-like protein. The record is from RefSeq and is a predicted model, not a curated record. Lineage: Eukaryota; Fungi; Basidiomycota; Agaricomycetes; Hymenochaetales; Hymenochaetaceae. The transcript has 2 exons. Gene Ontology annotation, molecular function: ATP binding; protein kinase activity. The annotation marks the transcript as partial. Gene Ontology annotation, biological process: protein phosphorylation.